AUGGCCAGUAAAGAAUCUAAAAGUCUAGGACAAUCAUUAAUAAAAUCAACGAAUAAAAUAGAUAAUCAUUUGAUUCCAAAUGUACGGAAAUUUCGCAUACCUAAAAUAGCAAGGCCAACUAAUGAUUUUCAAUUGCCAGAUCAAAAUAAAUUAGCUGAAAAUCACAAUAAGAUGGAAACAGAUGAGAUUGUUUCUGUAAAAGUAUCAAAUGUCACAGCGAAUUCUUUGAUAACCAAUCAACUAAAGGAUAGAUUUAAUUUUCAACAACGCAAAAGAAAAUUUUCCGAUACUGAAUACCAAAAAUGUAAACAAUUGAAAUUGAAUAAUAGUAUAGACAGUUCUUCAGCUGAUAUCGACAUGCGAAUAAAUGGGAUGGAAGAUUUUAAGAAUUUCCGACCAGCAUCUGCGGAUAAGGACUCUACAAUCCGAUUGGAGAAUCAAUCGAUAGAUAUACAGAAUAUCAUUUCAGAUAAGAUGAUUAAGAGCAAUCUGAGUGAGCCAGGAGUGAGAAAAUUAAUAAAAAAGAGACUCAUUUGGGCAGAUGAAAAUAAUCAAGUUCUCGAGCAGAUAUCAUUUUUUGAAACGGACAAUGCAGAAUUAGCAGAGAUGCACGGAUCCAGACAUUCAUGCACAACAGAUUUAUCUAUAGUACAAACUAAAAAAUUAUUCGAACAUGAUCUUCACCAGAGACAAAGUUUACCUCCAUUACCAACUUUAAUACGUAUAUUACUACCUGAUACAAUAAGAAUACCAGCGGCCAGAUCACAGGAAUCUCUUCUACAAGAAAAAUGUGAAAAAAAUGCUUUGUCGGCACUUUCGAUACCUGCAUUUUUACUUGAUAGGCCAAGCGAACCAAAUGGUGAUCUUCUUGGAUAUAGUACUAUGGAACGCAAAGAACCAAAAUUAAUACCGCUUGAUAAUGAUGCUUCAUUGUUUGUACCCAACGAACUACCAUCUGUAAAAUAUGAUAAUGAUGAUUCAUUUUCAACAAAUUUAUCUCUAGCUUCAACUACCACAACAUUCCCAAUUCCAUCCAUCCAUUCAUCAUUAUCGUGCGAUAAUAUAUCACCUGAAGUUGGUCGAAUUCUUGCUCGCGCAAAAGAAAAUUUACCGUCUGCACCUUCAAAUAGUUCUUUAUCAAUACUACAGAACGAACCUAAAACAGCGAAUAUCCUACCGACAGAUACAAUAGCUAAUCUUGCGUUGAAUUUCGAUUUAGCGAUGGCUACAAGUUGGUAUUUUAAUCAGUUAUUAAUUAAUUUUCAUGCUUUUGGUGAAAAACCAACAGCUUUUAAUAAUACAAACUUUCAACCAUCAUUACCUACAUACACACAUUACCAUCAACAUCCAUGA
Molecule: messenger RNA, 1353 nt
Organism: Rotaria socialis
Lineage: Eukaryota; Metazoa; Rotifera; Eurotatoria; Philodinida; Philodinidae
Source: the annotation of a GenBank genome assembly